Messenger RNA from Suillus subalutaceus, 984 nucleotides. Its product is annotated as Alpha/beta hydrolase fold-1. The transcript is spliced from 7 exons. Lineage: Eukaryota; Fungi; Basidiomycota; Agaricomycetes; Boletales; Suillaceae. Bases 1 to 984 code for a protein of 327 amino acids. The record is from RefSeq and is a predicted model, not a curated record.
AUGUCCCAGCUUCCGGCGCCUGAGAGGCGCGUCCUCUCAUUACACACAACUCUAGGCUCAGACCCAGUCGAACUCAAGUGUUCUACACUGUACUACCCUGUCUCCUGCGCCAAAGAUGGUCUCACACUCGUGUUCACGCACGGACUUGCUGGUCAUAAGGAACAGUACGACCCUACUAUCGCGCGCCUGCUAUCGCACGCUCAAACUUGCGCUAUGAUCCGAGAUAUAUGGGUGCUUGACCUCCCCAACCAUGGUCAAACGGCACUUCUCAACCGUUCCGUGUUUGAUGCGCGCAAGGCAGCCGGGAAAGCGAUGUGCACAACGAAAGAUAUCUCGCUCUACCUCCAAGCCUUCCUCUCUACUCCCUUGCUCAAAUCCAGCACAGUAGUAGGAAUCGCACAUUCAGGAAGUUGCACGCUCUGGAUCUUUGCGCUCACAUCCAUGCCCCCUUCUCUUACGCCCUUUGCUCUCAUAAUGGUCGAACCCACAUUGAUGUUCCCUUCUCUUACUCCUACUGACCCUCGCUCCAUCCACGGAGCCGCAAACGGAAACGUUGACGAAGUGGUUGGUGGUGGGAAAGGCGUUUGGAGGAAGUGGGAUAAGAGGGUUUUGAGCAGUUAUCUGAGGUAUGGAUUUGAAGAGGUGAACGAGUCCGAACUUGGUGCGGGGAAGAAGAAGAGUUAUGUGACGCCCACGUUGAGGAAAGAGGAGGAGAGCCCGUUGUAUGCGUGUUUAUCGCAUACGGCGGUGGAGGAGGCUGGGAGGGGGGUUCAUGUCGUUUGGGCUGAUUUUGAGGAGUUUAUAUCUAAAGUGGCGAAGAAGGAUAUUUUAGACGCUGCGGAGCACAGGGUAGUGUCUCAGCGAAUUAUCAAGGGGGCAGGACAUCUGAUUCCGCAAGAGAAACCAGACGAACUUGGUGAGGCACUUGGCGAGAUCCUGAAUGAGAUUACGAAUGGUUCGGGGAACACGAAGGCGAAGAUGUAG